AGCAUGUCGGGGAUUAAAGCUCGGCUUUCCCGGCAGCUGCGGAGCAUCCCGGGAGACGAGCGGAGCCAGGCACAGCUGGAAAACGGGACACAGCUGGAGAAGGGGACACAGCUGGAAAACGGGACACAGCUGGAAAACGGGACACAGCUGGAAAAUGGGACACAGCUGGAGAAGGGGACACAGCUGGAGAAGGGGACACGGCCGGAAAGUGGGACACAGCUGGAAAACCGGACACAGCUGGAAAACGGGACACAGCUGGAAAACCGGACACAGCUGGAAAACCGGACACAGCUGGAAAACGGGAUGCUCCACGCCCUGCACCUCUGCGAGUGCUUCCUCGACCCCUACCAGACCUGGCGUCGGCAGCUGAGCGGGGAAUCCAUCAGCGCCAAGGAGAAGAGCAAAUACAAGUUCGCCCCCGCCCCGCUGCCCCCCGAGUUCGGUGCCUUUUUCCAAGAGAGUUUCCAAGCUGGGAAGCAGCUCCCGGAAACGAUCCAGCUCCGGAUUAUCCAUCUUUUUGGAGCCAUCCUCUCCGGAUCCAAGCCCAACGCGCUCCAGGCCAUCACUCCGGCGGCGCUGGAAGCGCUCCUGGGGGUUCUGCGGCGGGGCGGCAGCGGGAGCCCACCGUCCCCCGCGCUGCUGGAGGCCACGCUGCAGAACCCCCAGGAAUACGAGGCCUCGGACCAGGAGCUCUCCGAGGGCUUCUCCGACCACUCCAUCUCCCCGAGCGGUCGCACCAAGUCCUUCCACUCCUACAACUUCAAGUCCUUCGACUCCUCAGACCGGGCCAGCCGCUCGUCGUCCAACCCCGGGGACGGUCCCCCCUUCGACGGCGUCUACCACCCGCUGUCCCCCUUCUCCACCUCGCCCUUCGACCUGGGGCUGGACCUGGCCAGCACCAGCUCCAUGGCCACGGCCGAGAGCGGCACCCAGACCCCGGCCAGCGGCCCCGGCACCCCCUCGCCCCUGGAGAGCUUCAAGCCCUUCCCGGGAAUGCGAGCGCGCAAGAGCUCCAGCCUGUCCAACGUCCUGGAUGAGAGCAGCUACCAGGACGCGCUGCCCAGCGACAACAUCUCCAACACCAGCAACCCCCAGCAAACCCCCGAGGAGGAGCUGUGCAACCUCCUGACCAACAUCAUCUUCUCGGUGACGUGGCGCGGGGUGGAGGGCUGGGACGACGCGGCCUGGAGGGAACGUGGCCAGGUCUUCUCCGUGCUCACCAAGCUGGGCACGGCCUGCGAGCUGGUGCGGCCUCCGGACGAGAUCAAGCGCAGCCUGCUGGAGAUGAUGCUGGAGUCGGCGCUGACCGACCUGAAGGAGUCGGGCACGGCCGCGCUGCCUGGGCUCACCCACAAUGCCCUCAAGCUGCUGCGGCUGCUCCAGGAUUUCCUCUUCUCCGAGGGACACAACAACCAGGCCCUGUGGAGCGAGAAGAUCUACGAGGGUGUCAGCAGCCUGCUGGACAAGCUGGGCGUGUGGCACCACCUGUCCAACGGCACCUCCGACCUGAGGGAGAUGGCGCAGACGGGCCUGCGGGUGCUCCUCGGGUACAUCCUGCUGCAGGACCCCCAGCUGCACUCGCUGGCCUACGUCAAGCUGCACAGCCUCCUGCAGACCACCUCAGCCCCGCGGAGGGACGAGGCCUGUUACCUGCUGGGGAAGCUGGAGACGCCCCUGCGGCGCUCCCUGGAUUCCAGGUCGGAGGCCUUCUCCUGGUUGGUGCCCAUCAUCCGCACACUCAUGGAUCAGUGCUACGAGACCCUGCAGCUGCAGCAGUUCCUGCCCUCUCUGCCCCCCACCAACGGCAGCCCCACCUUCUACGAGGAUUUCCAGCUCUUCUGCAGCACCCCGGAGUGGAGGGGCUUCAUCGAGAAGCACGUGCAGCCCACCAUGGCCCAGUUUGAGAUGGACACGUUUGCCAGGAGCCACGACCUGAUGUCCAAUUUCUGGAAUGCCUGUUACGAUGCCAUGAUGAGCAGCUCCCAGCGCCGGGAGCAGGAGAAGGCGGCCAGCCGCAAGUUGUUCCAGGAGCUGGUGCUGGAGCCGGUGGCGAAGCGCUGCAAGGCGGAGAACGCCCGUCACGCCAACGUCCUCAAGCAGGCCAACAACCACCACAGCACCGUGCUCAAGCAGUGGCGGUCCCUGUGCCGCCUGCUCACCUCGCCCCGCUCCGCCUGGGCCGACCGGAACCCACCGGAGGUUCGCUGGAAGCUGUCAAGUGCCGAGACCUACUCCCGGAUGAGGCUGAAGCUGGUGCCCAACCUCAAUUUCGACCAGCACUUGGAGGCCAGCGCCCUACGGGACAAUCUGGGAGCUGACCACCUCCAGAACCCCACCGAGUCCCUCCCGCUUGCCAUGGCCAAGGAGGCCAAGGUGAGCGAGCUGGAGGAUGACCAGCUGGCCGAGGAGGACCUCCCUGUCCUGGACAACCAGGCUGAGCCCAAGGAGCAGAACCAGCGGGAGAAGCUGGUGGUGUCAGAGGACUGCGAGCUCAUCACCACGGUGGCCGUGGUCCCUGGGCGCCUGGAGGUGACAACCCAGCACGUUUAUUUCUACGACGGCAGCGGCGAGAAGGAGGAGACGGAGGGAGGGAUCGGCUACGAUUUCAAGCGCCCCUUGUCCCACCUGCGCGAGGUCCACCUGCGCCGCUACAACCUGCGCCGCUCCGCCCUCGAGCUCUUCUUCAUCGACCAGGCCAACUACUUCCUCAACUUCAGGAAGAAGGUGAGGAACAAGGUGUAUUCCUGCAUCCUCGGCCUGCGGCCCCCCAACCAGACCUAUUUUGGCAGCCGGUCCCCCCAGGAGCUGCUCAAAGCCUCGGGGCUCACACAGAAAUGGGUCCUGCGGGAGAUCUCCAACUUCGAGUACCUCAUGCAGCUGAACACCAUCGCGGGGCGCACCUACAACGACCUGUCCCAGUACCCCGUGUUCCCCUGGAUCCUGCGGGAUUACGUCUCGGAGACCCUGGACCUCACCAACCCGGCCGUGUUCCGGGACCUGUCCAAGCCCAUCGGGGUGGCCAACGAGCGGCACGCCCGCGACGUCAAGGAGAAGUACGAGAGCUUCGAGGACCCCACGGGCACGGUGGACAAGUUCCACUAUGGCACUCACUACUCCAACGCCGCCGGGGUGAUGCACUACCUGAUCCGCACCGAGCCCUUCACCACCCUCCACAUCCAGCUGCAGAGCGGCAGGUUUGACUGCUCAGACCGGCAGUUCCACUCGGUGCCGGCAGCCUGGCAAGCCCGCAUGGAGAACCCGGUGGAUGUCAAGGAGCUCAUCCCGGAGUUCUUCUACUUCCCGGAGUUCCUGGAGAACCAGAACGGCUUUGACCUGGGCUGCCUCCAGCUCUCCAAUGAGAAGGUCGGGGACGUGGUGCUGCCGCGCUGGGCGCGCUCCCGCGAGGACUUCAUCCAGCAGCACCGCAAAGCCCUGGAGUCGGAAUAUGUCUCAGCUCACCUCCACGAGUGGAUCGACCUCAUUUUUGGGUACAAGCAGCGCGGCCCGGCCGCCGUGGAGGCCCUCAACGUCUUCUACUACUGCACCUACGAGGGGGCCGUGGACCUGGACGCCAUCACCGACGAGACGCAGCGCAAGGCUCUGGAGGGCAUCAUCAGCAACUUUGGGCAGACGCCCUGCCAGCUGCUCAAGGAGCCCCACCCCGCCCGGCUGUCGGCAGAGAGCGCGGCACGCCGGCUGGCCCACCUCGACACCCGCUCCCCCAAC
This is a messenger RNA of Cyanistes caeruleus (blue tit), 3726 nucleotides long. The record is from RefSeq and is a predicted model, not a curated record. NCBI's taxonomy places the organism in Eukaryota, Metazoa, Chordata, Aves, Passeriformes, Paridae.